Ogataea philodendri is the source of this 2568-nucleotide messenger RNA. RefSeq lists its product as uncharacterized. The coding region runs from base 1 to 2568 and encodes 855 amino acids. NCBI's taxonomy places the organism in Eukaryota, Fungi, Ascomycota, Pichiomycetes, Pichiales, Pichiaceae. Gene Ontology annotation, cellular component: microtubule; cytoplasm; membrane. The record is from RefSeq and is a predicted model, not a curated record. Gene Ontology annotation, molecular function: GTPase activity; microtubule binding; GTP binding. The transcript has a single exon.
AUGUUUAGAAUAACCGUUGGUCUGGCGCCUAUCAGACCGGUGCGUCCCAGAAUCGGCACGGCGCAGAUUCUGAGACAUCUUUCUGUGGUUCAUCGCGCGAACCAAAAAGCCGCAUAUCUUGUCACGUCUAGUCAUGCCAGAAAUUUCUCCAUGUUUGGCCUGGGCAAGGCUGCCACUAAGGUUCUACGUGUGCCAGCUUACUUAGGUGGCGGGCUUGCUGCUGCGGGCUCUUAUGUCGCGUACAAGGUGGACGAAGCCGCCACUUUUACACAGUCGCAAUUGGAGGCCGCAAAGGAUUUUGCUGGUAACCUGGCAGAUAAUGUGGGAGGGUUCUUCAACGGCAUGUUUCCUGGCUCCGAUGGAUCUUCUGGUGGCGAAGAUGGUGGGGACACGGGUUUGACUGUUGGAGGAUCUGGAGCUGCCGCUGCCAUAGGGUUAUCCCAGGACGCAGACGAGGAAGAACUUCAAGACGACGAAGAUGAGGACGAGGACGACGAAAACGUCCAGGACAACACAGAUGAUGCUAUGCUCAACCUUACUCGACAGAUGAUUGAGAUACGAAGCAUUUUGCUCAAUAUUGGUGGAUCCAACGCGCUCAGAUUGCCGUCUAUCGUGGUGAUAGGGUCGCAGAGCAGUGGUAAGUCUUCCGUGCUGGAAUCGAUUGUGGGAAGAGAAUUCCUGCCCAAGGGAUCUAAUAUGGUCACCAGACGUCCGAUUGAGCUGACUUUGGUGAAUGACAACUCGUUGGCGGCCGAAACUGCUGAGUUCCCAGCGCUCAGAAUGUUCAACCUGACCGACUUCCAACAGGUCCAGAAAGUGCUCUUUGAGCUCAACAUGGCUGUUCCUGACGCAGACGCUGUUUCCAGCGAUCCUAUCCAACUCACAAUCAAGUCUCCAAGAGUUCCCGAUCUGUCUCUGGUUGACUUACCAGGAUACAUUCAGAUCGAGGCUGCAGACCAGCCAACAACUCUCAAGACCAAGAUUCGCGAGUUGUGCGAUAGAUACCUUGAGGAGCCAAACGUGAUUCUUGCCAUUAGUGCCGCCGAUGUGGAUCUCGCAAACUCUUCUGCCCUGAGAGCUGCCAAGAGAGCAGAUCCGAAGGGAGAAAGAACUAUUGGUGUGAUCACCAAGCUGGAUCUUGUGGACUGUGAAACUGCUCGAAAGAUGCUCACAAACAAGAAAUAUCCUUUGAAGAUGGGCUAUGUUGGUGUGAUCACACGUACUCCUCCAUCGACUUCCCUGUUCCGUCGCCAAAGCGGAUCCCAGGCGUUCAUUGCACAGCAGAAUUUUGAAAGAGCAUAUUUUAAAGAAAACAAAGACUCGUUUGUGGGUACAACCGUGACAACCAGAAUGUUGAAGAAGAAACUUAUGAGAGUUCUGGAGAGAACCAUGGCAAGUUGUCUGAAGCCAAUGCAUGUGAUUGUUUCGAACGAGCUGGAGGAGGCCAGCUACCGGUACAAAGUUGAGUUUAAUGAUCGAGAUCUGACCAGCGAAAAAUACAUGGCACAGACAAUCGACAACCUGAAGUUGGCAAUCAAGGAGUUCAGUGAACGGUUUGGACGCCCGGAGCUUCGGUCCUUGUUGAGAAGCGAGCUUGACCAGAAAGUUCUGGAUUCCAUUGCGUUGAGAUACUGGAACAAGCCUCCAGCUCCAAACAAGAGCAAGGAAACGGAGAGUGAGCCGCCUUUGGAAGAAUUAGCAAGUGCCCCGCCAAACGAUACUUACUGGCACCGCAAGCUCGGAAUUGCCACAGCCAGUCUGACCAAGCUUGGAGUUGGUCGGCUUGCAACCACGCUCAUUUCCGACGCCAUUCUCACCGAGAUUGAGGUUCUUGUUGAUAACACCGAUGUAAGAUCCCAUCCAAUGAUCAAGAAUGCGAUCAAGGACGCUGCUGUUUCCGUUUUAACGUCCCGGUACAACUCCACUGCCGAACAGGUUGAAAAUUGUAUCAAGCCAUACAAGUACGAGAUUGAGGUUGACGACAGAGAAUGGAUGUUAAGCAGACAGCAUGCUACGAUGUUGCUCAAGGAGGAGCUGAAGCAGUGUAACGAGGCAUACAAGGAGCUGAAGAAGACGCUAGGUGGUAACAAGUUGAAGCAGAUCACCACCUAUCUUGAGAACGAGAACAAUAAGGUUGGCGAGAACAUUGCGAGGGAAAAUCUUGGAUUCAGUCCCGGUCUUUUGCUUCGUGGAAAGGAGGCACUGUUUCUUAAAGAGCGGUCUAACUUGUUGAAUAUGAGACUGAAAUUUUUACAGUCUUCUGGUUGCAAGUCCAAGGAUAACAAAUACAAAUGUCCCGAAGUAUUUUUGGACCUUGUUGCCGAGAAGCUGACACAGACGGCAGUUUUGUUCCUGAACGUUGAGCUGUUGAGCGACUUUUACUACAGCUUCCCACGGGAGCUGGAAAAGAAGCUGGGUCAGAGCUUGACUUCGGAGCAGAUCGAGCAGUUUGCCAAGGAGGAUCCAAAGAUUAAGAAGCACAUUGAGCUGCAAGAGAGAAAGGACCUGCUCGACCUGGCAUUGACCAAGAUCGAAGACGUGAUGGCUUUACAGAAACGACUUGUAUAA